Molecule: messenger RNA, 1720 nt
Organism: Lucilia cuprina (Australian sheep blowfly)
Lineage: Eukaryota; Metazoa; Arthropoda; Insecta; Diptera; Calliphoridae
Product: aquaporin-like
Exons: 3
Coding region: 690-1487 (265 amino acids)
Biological process (GO): transmembrane transport
Cellular component (GO): plasma membrane
Molecular function (GO): water channel activity
Source: RefSeq, a predicted model, not a curated record
GAAUUGUGAUUAAAAACCCAAAAAAAACUAAAAACAUUUUGAUGGCAUUCAAUAACUGUUGGAUUUAUCAGUUCAUAUUUAACCAUUCAACCAACUCCAACAAAAUAAAAAAACUUCUCUCCUUAAAACGAAAACCAAACAAGAGUGCUUUUAAGAAAAUAAGUGAACUAAAUGAUCGUGUGAAUUUUGCUAACGCACUUACAUGAUUUUAAUAAAUGCAGUUGCCAAAAAAACGAAAAUAAUUUAAUUUAAUGCCAAAAUAAACCGCCCUAAAAAAAUUGGCAAAAACAAAAAUCUCAAUUUUAAAUACUAAACAAACGACAAAAUAAAAUGUUUUUACGAGUACAAAUACUAAGCAAAUGCUUCUGUUCUUGGCCAUAAAACUUAAAAUAAAACUAAAUAUUUCUUAGUGCAAAAUCAAACAUAUGUUAAACAACACGUUUCUUUUUAAAAUUGUGGCAUUUACGAGUAUGAAUCCAUAAAAAUAUUCAACUAACUAGACUUUAAACGUUUUGCAAAACAAAUUAAGCAAAUCAUUUAACAAUACAUACGUAUGAUAACUGGCAUGUUGAAAACCCGUUGGCCAGACAAAUAAACUUUAUACCGGAAAAUAAUAAUUAUUUUGAAAAAUUAAAAAUUAUUAAAACAAAAAAUUUAAAAUCAAGUUUGAAAAAACUAAUAACAGCAAAAUGAAAAGUCCCCUAUUCAAAUGUUUGUGCGCCCAAAGCCCCAAGGAAAAGGUUAAACUAUUGGAAAAUUUAUGCUGCCUUUUAAGUGAAUUCAUUGGCACUGGCAUGCUUAUGUUUUUGGGCUGUAUGGGCUGCAUAGAAUCUGAUCUCUUUGAGAGCAACAAUUUGACUAGAUCGUUAAAUUUCGGUAUUGUUGUUCUGAUCAUUAUACAAUGUUUUGGCUGCUGUUCUGGUGCACAUUUAAAUCCUGCCGUUACCUUGGCUUCUUAUAUCUAUAAUAUGCUAUCCUUACCCAUGGUUGUGGGCUAUAUAGUGGCUCAAAUACUAGGCGCCAUUUGUGGUUAUGGUUUGCUUAAAGUUUUCCUGCCUAUGGAUCUUAUACAGGUGCCGGGUAAAAGUAAUGCUUUAUGCUUGACUGCUGUUCAUUCAAGCAUUGCUACUUGGCAGGCUGUUGGUAUUGAAAUGUGUAUAACGGCCACCCUAGUGUGGGUGUGUUGUGGUGUUUGGGAUCCACGUAAUAAAAUGUUUCAGGAUUCUGUACCCAUUCGUUUUGGUCUGACAAUUGCUUCGUUGUCUAUAACAGCGGGUCCUCUCACCGGUGCCAGUAUGAAUCCUGCCCGUUCUUUAGCUCCAGCCGUAUGGAACAAUCAGCUUCAAGACCAAUGGAUCUAUUGGAUAGCUCCACUCUUAGCCAGUAUUAUUUCAGCUAAUUUCUAUAAAUACGUAUUUAAAGGUGAAGAAUGUAAGGAUGAGAAACCUAUGACGAAAAUGAGUGAAGCACAAAUAUCUUGCCCAUAAUUGUUAGACUAACAAUAAUCUUUUGUUAAGUCCAACAAGUAUUUUAUGUAUUGUACUAUUAUUAGUUGUUAUAAAAUCUCAUUGUUUAUUACUUUAAUGAAGAAGGCGGAAUAUCUACUACUUAUUUUUUAAAAUUUCUUCUUAAUACUUGGUCUUAAAUUUAGAUAAAUAUAUGUAUAUAUAAGUUGGUUUAUAAAUUAAGUUAUUUAAGUAAUUAAAAAAUGUGUACAUAA